AUGAGUAUUAUCAAGAAACCCGCCUUGGUUGCUAUGCUGGUCGCAGCUGCCUGCGCAAAUGUCCAGUCCGUGAACCCGGGUAUCGGCACAAACCCCAAUGCGCAGGGUGCGACGGAGGACGUGACGCCCAGUACCGGCCCCAACGGAUCCGAAGACUGGUUGAACACCGGCAUCACCUCCGACGGAUGGAAUCCGCCUUACUUGGCCCUGGAUGACGUCUAUCACAUCUCCCUUGAGGACUUCUAUAAUGGCAUUGGAUACCCCUGCUCUCAGUACGAUCAAUACUUCCAAAGUGCCGCAUCCAAGUACAGCGUGGAUGCAGUUAUCUUAGCUGUGAUCGCUAUGCAAGAGUCGUCAUGCAACGCAGAUGCCGGUGGCCCGACUCCUGGACUGAUGCAAGUCUCGUGCGAAAAUUAUCCCAAUGGCGAGUGCACUGAUUCAAUUCAAGGCAAUGUGGAUGCCGGCACGAACUACCUGAAGUCGCAACUUUAUUCGACUGGCGGAAAUGCGAUCGAGGCAUUUGGCUCCUACAACGGGUGGUUCACGGCCAACAAUAGCUUGAACGAUAACAAGGGUCUCACGGAGGAUUAUCCGUGCUCAUCGGAGGGCCAAUCAAAUGGGGUUCCUCAGAAUUUGGAUUAUCUGCACCAGGUUCUGAAUGGCUGGCUGAUGGGUCUAGAUGUGUAUGGUGAUGACAACUGGAUUGGCACUUACAAGUGCGACCAAUCUUGCAGUGACGGAAGUAAAUGCUGA
This is a messenger RNA of Penicillium maclennaniae, 753 nucleotides long. Its product is annotated as putative extracellular soluble lytic transglycosylase. Bases 1 to 753 code for a protein of 250 amino acids. The record is from RefSeq and is a predicted model, not a curated record. NCBI's taxonomy places the organism in Eukaryota, Fungi, Ascomycota, Eurotiomycetes, Eurotiales, Aspergillaceae. The transcript is spliced from 2 exons.